Molecule: messenger RNA, 588 nt
Organism: Penicillium malachiteum
Lineage: Eukaryota; Fungi; Ascomycota; Eurotiomycetes; Eurotiales; Aspergillaceae
Exons: 1
Coding region: 1-588 (195 amino acids)
Source: RefSeq, a predicted model, not a curated record
AUGAAACAGCCAAAGUCCUCCGUGCCUGCGAAACUUCAAACCUGCAACGCCAUUGGUUUGGUUCUGCAGCGACAGGUCCUGAGGCAGCUCAAGUGCUCUACAUUGACCUUGACUCGUCUAAAGAAUCCGGCCACGGAGCCUGCGCCUACCAAGCCUGCCCCGGCCAUCCGUGACUUCUUAGUUCCGAAAGAAGAACUUGUCACCGAUUUCGCCUGGAAGAAGCUGCCCACCCCAAUGUCUCUUACCCUGGACCUGCUUCUCAAGUCGCUCAUCCUCAAAGCCACAGGCGACGAUGGCCAAAGCCUUCUGGACAGCGCCCACGACCUCACGGACUUAAGCGUUGACAUCACGAAGAACCUUGAUCAACUCGCCGCCCAGUACAAGCAUAUCAGCAAGUACUUUACCCUAACUAGCAAGGUCACCCACCUGCGUGCAAGCCUUAACGACGCCAUGGCCAAGCUGGAAGGGAUUCCGAACCUCUACGCCGAACCCUUCAGGAAGUUCUUAAAGCAGCCAGGCAGGGACUUAAGAAUUUCGAUAAGUUUAAUCACGCCCUGUGGGCAUACGCACAGAAGAACCUCAUUGUAG